Molecule: messenger RNA, 1872 nt
Organism: Sebastes umbrosus (honeycomb rockfish)
Lineage: Eukaryota; Metazoa; Chordata; Actinopteri; Perciformes; Sebastidae
Gene: rilpl2
Product: Rab interacting lysosomal protein-like 2
Exons: 4
Coding region: 197-778 (193 amino acids)
Biological process (GO): cilium assembly
Cellular component (GO): cytoplasm; ciliary basal body
Molecular function (GO): protein dimerization activity
Source: RefSeq, a predicted model, not a curated record
UUGCCCUCCUCUUCUGUCCACACAGAGUCACGCUAUUGGUGGAGGAGUGAUGGGGGAAGUGCUGCUCUGCUCUGGAAGUUAGUUAGUUACCUUCUGCCUGUAAAACUGUUGAACCCAAGACAGAAAGAAAGAGAGAAAGCGGGUAUUUUAGAGCAUUGUUGUGGGAGAAAAGUUAACUUUACUUGGUGGAGUCGUCAUGGAGUUUAGUGAAGAGUCGUCGCCAGCUCUGGCUUUCGAGAAGGAAGCGUUUGAGCUGACGGUGGAGGAUGUUUAUGACAUCUCCUAUGUGAUCGGACGAGAUCUGUUGAAAAUCAGCAGCACAGGCGAAGAAGUGUCGGAUCUACAGUUCAGGAUAGUCCGUGUGUUGGAAAUGUUCGAGACUCUGGUGAAUAAGUACAACUUGUCUCUGGAGGAGCUGAGAAUGGAGAGGGACAACUUGAAGAGUGAACUGGACCGGAUCGUCAAGGAGACCUCCUCUGGGCAGGGCACACUAACAGCGGGACCAAACCAGAUGGUGGUGGACCUCACAGACCCCAACAGACCGCGCUUCACCAUGCAGGAGCUGAAGGAGGUUCUGCAGGAGAGGAACCAGCUCAAAGCGCAGCUCAUGGUGGCUCAGGAGGAGCUGCAGCUCUACAAGAGUGGGAUUCUGCCACAGGCUGAACCCGCCAUGGUGGAGGUGGAUCUGGACUCACCAACACCCACAGUGCGCAGUCCAGAUGAUGUAAAAGAGGAGAGGACAACCAUAGGCAAACUGUUUUCAUUCAGGCGAAAAUAAGAAAAAACUUUCACAAGAACUGACCAUGUAGAAGACAAACAGGAUUUGUCGGCACAAUUUCCUCAUCCUUUAACCACUUUUAUAUUGGUUAUUUUUUACAAUGUCUAUUUGUCAAUCUAACAAAGCACUGUAUUUUGUACUGGUAAUUUAAACCUGUGCUGUAAUAGAAAUAUAUAUUAUGUGGAAAGUUAGGUAAUGCUAUGAAAUGAAACUGGAAAGUAUUAUCCAACUAGUGUUGGAGAUUAUGUUGAAUGCACUCACUCAAAAUGAAGUGAUUUAUAGGCUUGAAAUGUCAUUUUUUUUAUAAAUCAAAAUGAAAUCUUCAAGGGGGCUUCAUGUUGGUCCAGUAAUCUAAAACAUUUUCUGUCACUCUCAGCCAUCAGCUAUCAAAUAAAGGAAAGAGGGCCCCACCCCCCAAAAUUUAAAAGAAUAAUUAAAUAUUAUUACAUUUUUGAAUAGUUUUUUUUUCUUCUGAUUGAAUAUUUAAAAAGUGUUAUAUCACAUUGAUGAUAUAGGUUCUGAUCUGAUGUCAAAGUUCACAAAAAAUAUUGUAUUUUGAAUUCAGGAAAGUCAAAGUCCACUCAAAACUUUGUUGCACACAUCCAAGGUACUGUCAGGGCACUGUACGUUUUUCUAGCUCUGACAUACAAUAGAAACAGAGAUGAAAGAUAAUAUGCACUGUGUGAAAAAUCACUUAAUUUUGACCUAAAUUUAUUAUCCUUACGGGUCUUUCAGUCUCGUAUCUCCUUUGCAAUACUUCAUCUUCAACUGCACUGUGGGAUGGACGUAAUUAUGUCAUUGGGUAGCCCUGUUAGCCUGUAGCAGUGGUUCCCAACCCAUUUCCUUCCAUAUAAGAAAAGCUGAUUUUAUGACGUCAUCACCCUAAAAGAAAUUACGAAUCCUCGAACAAAGUCUUCAAUUUGAGUAAAGUUAUUCAGUGUAUUAAGUUUAAAUCAGUGCCUCCCUUUGUGUGCAGCAAGCAGGAGAGCAAACAGUUUUUGACCGCAAUGAAAAUGUUGUUUUUGAAAGGCUAAACACCAACAAAUAUGGAUUGAAGCAAAAUAUUUCAUUACCCAUGUUGUGAAUUUUGGAAA